This is a messenger RNA of Doryrhamphus excisus (bluestripe pipefish), 4982 nucleotides long. RefSeq names its product mechanosensitive cation channel TMEM63B. Lineage: Eukaryota; Metazoa; Chordata; Actinopteri; Syngnathiformes; Syngnathidae. The record is from RefSeq and is a predicted model, not a curated record. Gene Ontology annotation, molecular function: nucleic acid binding; calcium-activated cation channel activity. Gene Ontology annotation, cellular component: plasma membrane.
ACUUCUAUACUCCAAACAUGAUUGGCGUCGCAACCCGCUGGACUGGUGAGUCUUGAGAGUUGUCCAACCGGCUGUCUGACAGUCGCAUUAGUCACAACGGUGACAAGUGUAUCAUUGUAAACAGCUUGAUGUUAGACUAUUUGUUCAACUUUUAUUUAAUUCUCAACUGUAUCUUGGGAGGAGAGUUUUUUUAACUGUUGUUUUUCAAAAACACUUCGAUGUUGUUCGACAUUCUCCACCUGCCUAAUGCUACAUCAAGCAGCUAAUAGCUAGCGUCAACGCGAUGGUCGACUGCUAGUCCUCAUUGACAAGUGGCAGUUUUCAUCACCUCUACGUACUUUGGAAGGUUGUCAGCAUGUUACAGUGAGCGAUGCAAGCCAUGAUAUUAGGGAUGGCCAUCUUGGGGGCGCAGGCUUGUUCGGAUUCGCAGACAUGCACAACAACAACGACGCCACCCAAUUCUUCCUCCAAAGAGUACUGCUACUCGGCAAGAAUUCGCAGCACAGUGCUGCAGGGCUUACCCUUUGGUGGAGUACCGACUGUACUCGCCCUGGACUUUAUGUGCUUUUUGGUCUUGCUAUUUGUGUUCUCUUUCUUGAGAAAAGUAGCAUGGGACUAUGGACGCCUCGCUCUCGUGACUGACGUUGACAGGAGAAUGGAUCAGCGUUACAGUCGCCUGGAUGAACGGGAAUACGUUUCCGCUGCAAUGACGACAGAGGCACCUGAACGCUACGAGCGCCUCACCUCAGUUUCCAGUUCAGUGGACAUAGAUCAAAGAGACACGGGCUUCUGCUCCUGGCUUACCGCCAUCUUCCGCAUCAAGGACGAUGAGAUAAGGGAGAAAUGUGGCGAGGAUGCAGUACAUUAUUUGUCCUUCCAGCGCCACAUCAUCGGCCUACUCGUAGUGGUGGGGGUACUCUCUGUGGGCAUUGUCUUGCCUGUAAACUUCUCUGGAAACCUACUUGAAAAUAAUGCUUAUAGUUUUGGCAGAACUACAAUAGGAAAUCUGGAUGCAGAUGAUGCCCUUUUAUGGCUGCACACCAUAUUUGCAUUCCUCUACCUGCUACUGACGGUAUACAGCAUGAGACGACACACAUCCAAGAUGCAUUACCGUGAGGAUGACCUGGUAAAACGGACUUUAUUUGUUAAUGGAAUCUCCAAAUAUGCGGAGGAGACAGACAUAAAGCAACACUUUGAGCAGGCGUAUGAAAACUGUGCCGUGCUGGAAGCCCGCAUCUGUUACAAUGUAGCCAGGCUGAUGUAUCUCAACUCUGAAAGGAAGAAGGCAGAACGCAGCAAGAAAUUCUUCCUUGAUCUGCAGGCCAAAGAGCACAUAACCACCAUGAUAAACCCAAAGCCUUGUGGACAUCUUUGCUGUUGCAUCAUCAAAGGUUGCGAACAGGAAGAAGCUGUUAGUUAUUAUACCAAGCUGGAAGCCCAAUUAAAAGAUGGCUACAGGAAGGAGAGAGAGAAGGUCAACAGGAAACCUUUGGGAAUGGCAUUUGUAACCUUUCAAAACGAGUCCAUAACUGCAAUAAUCUUGAAGGACUUCAAUGCCUGCAAAUGUCAAGGCUGCCACUGUCGCAGAGAACCUCAGAGCUCUCCUUUCAGUGAGAAACUGCAGACACACAACUGGACUGUAAGCUACGCCCCUGAUCCGCACAAUGUCUACUGGGAACAUUUAUCGUUGGGAGGAUUCUCGUGGUGGAUCCGCUGCUUGAUCAUCAACUGUGUCCUCUUCCUCCUCCUCUUCUUCCUCACUACGCCUGCCAUCAUUAUCUCGACCAUGGACAAGUUUAACGUUACCAAACCAGUGGAAUACCUAAACAAUCCAAUUAUUACUCAGUUUUUCCCUACCCUCCUCCUGUGGUCCUUCUCUGCCUUACUUCCUACCAUUGUCUACUACUCUGCCUUCUUCGAAGCCCACUGGACCCGGUCUGGAGAGAACAGAACUACUAUGCAUAAAUGCUACACUUUCCUAAUCUUUAUGGUUCUUUUGCUGCCCUCGCUUGGUUUAAGCAGUUUGGAUCUUUUCUUCCGAUGGCUUUUUGACAAACGAUUCUUGGCAGACGCCAAAGUCAGAUUUGAGUGUGUGUUCCUUCCCGACAAUGGAGCCUUCUUUGUGAACUAUGUUAUUGCAUCUGCGUUCAUCGGUAAUGCCAUGGACCUGCUUAGGAUCCCUGGUCUGCUCAUGUACAUGAUCCGCCUUUGCCUAGCUCGAUCUGCAGCUGAGCGGAGGAAUGUCAAGAGGCAUCAAGCCUACGAGUUCCAGUUUGGUGCGGCUUAUGCUUGGAUGAUGUGUGUCUUCACAGUGGUUAUGACUUACAGCAUCACCUGCCCAAUUAUUGUCCCCUUCGGGCUGAUGUACAUGCUUCUCAAACACCUAGCAGACAGGUAUAACAUGUACUACGCCUACCUGCCUUCCAAACUGGACAAGAAGAUUCAUUCUGGAGCUGUCAACCAAGUCGUGGCUGCUCCAAUUCUUUGUCUCUUCUGGCUUCUUUUCUUCUCCACUAUGCGUUCUGGUUUUUCAGCUGCAAUCUCCAUGUUCACGUUCAUAGUUUUGAUCAUCACAAUUACUGUCUGCCUCUCUCAUGUCUGCUUCGGACAUUUCAAAUAUCUCAGUGCUCACAACUAUAAGAUUGACACUGACGAAUUGGAGGUGACUGAGAAUGGGCGGACAGAGUGCACUACUGACUCCAACAAAGCAGCAAUGUACAUUGCUCUGGUUCUGCAAGAUCGAAACUCGGAGGAGGCCGGAUCAGGUAGCGGCGAGGACGACGGUCAGGGGUCGUCGCAGGACGAGGAAAUAAUCAAUAUGGAAAAUGGCCUGAACGAGGACUUCCAGUCUGGGGAAGACAGCCUCAUUGAUAAUGAAGUGCGACACUGAGUAACAGAUGAUUGACUUGAGAAGAGUGCACUGAAUAAAUGAACUAACAGGAAACAAGUUCACCAAAGCAUCUCGACCUUGAUGGAGGGACUCGAGGAACUAACAGACAUGUAUUGUCGACUAAUGAUUACAUGGAUUCUUUCAUUUACAGUACUUCACCAGGUCCGUAUCAAAGACUACUUCUUGCACAAGCAAUGCAUGUGCUGCAAAGAUCCAGCACAUGCAUCACAAAGUCUUUGGGCCUCUCUUGGAAGAGAAGUGAUGUGCUUCUGGUUCUCUCGACAUCGGUGCACUUGAAAAGAGAAGACUUCCAUGGAGGCGACGUAAUACGGUAUUCCCUCCCUGGAGCCCUACAUAUCCCGCCCACUUGGAAUACAGUGUUCAAAGAUGGUGUAGAUGCUUCCAAAAUGCUCACCAUUUCCCAUAGAGGCCUUAAAACAUUUCUAUAGAGCACUAUUUUUAGCACAUUAUUGACAAAAAGCCUCUUUGGGCAUUUAUGAGAAGACAGUGUAGUGUGGAAGAUGACCUGAUAUGUGAGCACACUACGUUAAUAGAUGACAGCAGCCAGUUGGGGACUGCUGUUGGACCGCUGCUACAAGAGGACUUUGAGUUGAUGAGUACGGAGAGGAAGGUUGGUGCAUCCGUCUGUUAUGAUACUCAUUGUCACUAUUUCCCUUUUGUCUUCGUCAUUUUGCACACAUGCACAUAUAUUGCCCAUAGGUUUACAUUUUACGCAUAGAUUCGGACAUUUUGCAUUAAUUUUAAGAGGUAGUGGCUGGAAAAAUCUGGUCCUUCUGGUUGUUAACUUUUGUAUAGGCACUUGAUUGUGUAGCUCCUGUUAGAUAUAUUAUUAUAAGUUGUUGGCAGCAAUGUUACAGCCUCCCAAAGCUGAUUUUGUUAAUUACUUAUCUCCAAACUUGUCAUAUCUAUGAUAAAAAAAAUGUGACGCAGAUCAGAAUUUUUACGCUUCACCAAGUGACACGAUUGCGGCCUUACUCGGCAUUCAUUUUAUAAUCUCAUGGAGAUGACAGCAUGAGACUGCCAUUGUUGUAGUUUUUGAUAAAGCUCGUGCUUCAGACCACUACAUUCACAAUGACAAAUCUAUGAAGAGCUGCUCACAAAGCCAUGGUACACACAAACCAUAUAGAUUUGUCAAGACUGACUCCCUGUGACAUCAUUUUGGUACUACAAAAGAAUUGUCUGGCAUCUUCCAAGUGGUGUUCUCGUGUGAUUUGUAAUAAGAUCGUUUUGUCAUACCUCAGCAUUUGUAUACCUCUAACAUGUCUUGAAAUCUCUCUGGAACUGGUGGGGGGGGGAUACUUUUGACAACACUUUCUUUAACCUUGAAUGUACAGGAGCUGACCUCCACAAUUUUGAUAAGUAAAUAACAAACCAUUUGUUGAGAUAUUUGCUAUUUUGUAAUAGAACUGAACUGACUGGUGUUUUAUGUCAUCUGCUGUGUGUCACACUCUCCUAGCUUUAGACAAGUAUUAUCAUUUUACAGUUGUCUUGCAUCCAUGCAUUAACUCAUCCACAUUUGUGAAUCAUGUUCUCUUUCCUAAUCUUCAAUACAUCUGUGGACUCACUGGAAAUAAAACUAGUAUUUUUUGUUAAACAAAGCACUCGUUAAUGAUGUUGUCAGCUUGCUCUUUUGAAAAGUGAUUAGGCAAGUUUAGUCUACACAAGGUAAUUAAAAGUGCUUAACAGAAAAGAAGGGAAAAAUCACUUAAUCAUUCCAUAAAACACUCGAACACGGCUCGAACAGGGGGCCUUCGGAAUGAAGUUAGCCUGUCAUCAGUUACAUAAAAUCCUUUCAUAAAUUCCAUUAAACAAAAAGUAAAAAUGAAUUAAAACAAUACAAUAUUGUUUGGCUCUUAAAGUUCAGUCCAUUAUCAUCCCUAUAUUCCUAACCUGAUGAUGUGGUUUUAGAGAGACUCUCGAGGUGACUAAUAUCACUGUCUUUGUUUCUGUGGGCCGCAGACAAUUAAUUGAUUAAUUUUUGGGAUCCCAGGAUUGACCCCUGUUGAACCCCGCAGGUCAUACCCAUUUGAUCUGAGACACGGUUACCAAUUCCAACAAAGUUCUUACCGUC